UUUGUACUGAAUUUUUCCCAUUUGUCAUGGAUUUCAAUUAAACCCUUCUCUUUCUCUCAAAAGCUGUGCAUUUCCAGUUUCUCUCUGCUCAACUCCUAGCCGUUUUUUUUUCUUAUCCAUUAAAAAAAAAACAGUUCAGUUCAGAUCCGUUACAAACCCGAUUUUCUCUAAUAUCCCCGACCCGGGAAACCCCCUCCUCUUGCUCUGUUUCUUUGAAUCGUUUUGCAUUUUUCUCGUGCUCUGCAGGUACACCAGAUUUUUGUUACUUUCUUUUAUUCAAUGUGAUAUAAGCAUGGCAUAAAUAGCAGAAGCUUAAUGAUGAGAUAGCAUCGUCUUGGUUUCUUUAUUGAGAUCAAUCCAAGUCCCGUGAAUCAGUGAUUGGUUUCUCCAACGCGAAAUUCGCAUUCAACUCUUCCUCGAAAUAUUCGUAGCCUUAAGGUAAAGCUUAGAAUCUUCUAUUAGAAAACGCAAUCAAAUGUGAAUACGAGUGGAACUGAUGACUUAUUGAUUACCAAAGUCAACUGCUUUUUUGAGGAUCUGGGCAUUUGGAUUGGAGGCUAAGUUUGCUUAGUUCUGAUAAUUGAACUUGAAUUUGAGUGGGUGAGGAAAAUGUUGGAGCAUGAGCUAUGUUCUUCUCGGGUUCUGUCGCCGUUCAGGGAGGAAAGCGGCGAUGAAGAGCUUUCAGUUCUUCCGAGACACACAAAAGUUAUUGUCAGAGGAAACAAUAGAACAAAGUCUGUAUUGGUUGGGUUGCAAGGCGUGGUCAAGAAGGCUGUGGGCCUUGGUGGUUGGCAUUGGCUGGUUUUGAAGAAUGGGGUUGAAGUUAAGCUGCAAAGGAAUGCAUUGAGUGUGCUGGAACAUCCUACAGGGAAUGAAGUAGAUGAUGAUCAUGAUUUUGAUAAUUCAAGCAGUGGCUCAGACAUUGGUGAGAAGGACCAUGAUUUCUCUAGUAGCAUUGAGUACCACAGGCCUGCAAAACCGAGAGUUCGGCAUACAAAACCAUGGGUUCCAUCUGCACCCAUCAAAUCAACAAAUCGUAGUGGUUACAGAGAUGUUCGAUCCAUUAUUCAUGCACCUCAAUUGGUAAAUUUGGCAAGACUCGAUACUGACUCUUUGCGAAGAUAUUGCAAGCACUUCAAACUUGGAGGCAUCAAUGCUUAUUCACCAAGGGAACAAAUGCUUAACACUGUGCAGCAGCAUUUUGUGUCACAGCCACCACUGAAUGAGGUACAAGUGAUAUCUGAAUUCAUCAGCGUGGCUAAGAGACUGAAAACUGAUGACACACAGAGUGAGCAACUCUGAAUGUUUUCAACAUUGUAUUAUUACAUAUAUAUUUUAGCUCUAACCUUAGAUUAGAUCUAAUUAAAAGACUAAUUGGGAAGAGUUGUUGAUUGACCAACCGGAUUUCUUCCCCGGAUUCUAACCUUGUAAUAUAGGGCUAGUGCCCUUUGCUAUUUUCCAGUAUAUCUACUAUUCUAACAGUGCACAGAUCCCUCUACCCCAUCAUGAACUUCACUGGAACUUAUUACUGCCGAAUUCUUUGAUAUGUUACGGAUUUCUCUUUUGGGUU
Messenger RNA from Theobroma cacao (cacao), 1570 nucleotides. The record is from RefSeq and is a predicted model, not a curated record. NCBI's taxonomy places the organism in Eukaryota, Viridiplantae, Streptophyta, Magnoliopsida, Malvales, Malvaceae.